Ipomoea nil (Japanese morning glory) is the source of this 912-nucleotide messenger RNA. RefSeq lists its product as uncharacterized. Gene Ontology annotation, cellular component: membrane. The transcript has a single exon. NCBI's taxonomy places the organism in Eukaryota, Viridiplantae, Streptophyta, Magnoliopsida, Solanales, Convolvulaceae. Bases 1 to 912 code for a protein of 303 amino acids. The record is from RefSeq and is a predicted model, not a curated record.
AUGGGAUCCAAUGCUGCAGUCUGGUGUCUCAUCACCUCCCUCUUUCUCUCUCUGCAAUAUUUCUCUUCCUUUGCCAACCCCAUCGAUUCUUUGGACCUUCUGAUUCACUCCUACGCCCUCAAUGCGCUGGUCAACCAGCGGCGCCCGCGCACGGGGGCGCUCUACAACGCCACCCUCCCGGCCAGCCUUGCAGGGAUGAAGCUCUCAGUCGUGCGGCUUCGAAGCAAGACGCUCUGGCGAAAAGGCGCAAAUUUCAGCAACUUUCAUAUCCCGCCAAAGACUCUCCCAGUGCCGUAUGUUAAAAGGGUGGCCAUAGUUUGCCACGAUCUUGGGAACUGGUCGUCUGAGUAUUUCAAUCUGUCAGUGCCAUCAGGGUACUCCCUGCUCACAUCUGUCGUAGGUUUCAUGAUAUACGAUUCCUCGUCCAAACAUCUGAACCUUAAAAACCUCACACGCCUCGACCUUAACAUCACAGCGGGACAGCCUAUAUCCAUUGAGUUCAAGAACGUGUCAACUGGGACGAUGCGGGGAAACACAAAAAUAUGUGCAACGUUUGAUGGUAAAGGGAAAGUGGUGUUUCUGAGUGGUUUGGGGGUUCCUAAUGUGUGCUAUACGAGAAACCUGCAAGGCCGCCAUUAUUUUUGUGUGAUUAAGAAGAGGAAGGUGGAGGGUAGGUGGGGGUUUUGGGUGAUUGGAUUUGGUGUUGGAGUUGUUGGGCUGGGUGCUGCAGGGCUGGCUGGGAAAUUCUUGCAUGGGAUUGUUAAGGCGAAGAAGAAUUGUGAAAUGGAGAAAGAAGCAGAGGAGGGUGAGUUGAUGGAGAGCAUUUGGAUCUAUAACAGCACUAAAAUGCCUCGAGCUAUGGUCACAAGAACUCAUCCUGCACCAGUCAUCGAUAAUUCAAGUAUUCAUUAG